Molecule: messenger RNA, 1227 nt
Organism: Amorphotheca resinae ATCC 22711
Lineage: Eukaryota; Fungi; Ascomycota; Leotiomycetes; Helotiales; Amorphothecaceae
Product: glycoside hydrolase family 16 protein
Exons: 3
Coding region: 1-948 (315 amino acids)
Biological process (GO): glucan catabolic process
Molecular function (GO): hydrolase activity, hydrolyzing O-glycosyl compounds
Source: RefSeq, a predicted model, not a curated record
AUGCGUUCAACACAUUCCUUCACCUUGGGCGCAGCGCUCUUGUGUGUCCUUAGUAGCACGAAUGCGUAUAAACUGGUCGACACGUUUGACAGUACGAACUUCUUUGACGAGUUCAGUUUCUUCACGGGCACGGAUCCAACCCAGGGAUACGUCGAUUAUGUCUCUGAAUCUGCUGCUAACAACAGCCAUCUGGUACGGACUCAAAACAACCAGGUCUACAUGGGGGUCGACUACACCACCAAAAAUCCAUCCGGCGGAAGGAAGUCCGUACGAGUAAGUAGCAACAAAGCAUACACCCAGGGGCUUUUCAUCGCUGACAUCGCACACAUGCCCGGUGGGAUUUGUGGCACAUGGCCAGCAUUCUGGACAUUUGGUCCCAACUGGCCAUCCAGUGGUGAGAUUGACAUCAUUGAGGGCGUCAACAGCGCCAAUACAAACACAAUACAUCUCCAUACCUCACCCGGAUGCACAGUAAGCAGUCAGAACUCAGCGUCUGGCACUUCGUCGCUCGGCAACGACUGUAGCGCGGGAAAUUCAAACACAGGCUGUGGCGUCAGCACGUCGAAUACCAACGCAUACGGAACCGGCUUUAAUGCCAAUAAAGGUGGGGUUUACGCCAUGCAGUGGGCGUCGAACGGAAUCUACAUCUGGUUCUGGCAACGGGGCCAAGUGCCAGCCGGCAUUACCAACGGCUCCCCAGAUACCUCACAUUGGGGUACUCCUAUGGCAUCCUUCUCGGGGUCGGGCUGCGAUUUUGCCUCGUCCUUCAAAAACCAUAACAUAAUCUUCGACUCGACGUUUUGUGGUUCCUGGGCCGGGCAACAAAGUGUGUGGUCCAGCGGCUCGUGUGCCAGUCUUGCUUCCUCUUGCAAUGACUACGUUUCAAACAAUCCGUCUGCGUUCAAGGACGCAUACUGGCUGAUCAACUCGGUGAAGGUUUACCAGUAGUCGUUGGCAUGUGUACUUUUUGCUAUGGUUGCGUCUAACUUUUGCGGGCAAGGGGGAAUGGCGACUUGGGCUCCUGGAGUUUUCUGGCGCAUGAUAUCCCAAACGGAUUUAUAUUUUUUGCUUCGGGGCACUGUUUUUUUGCACUGAUUUUUACACUGUUUCUUGUUUGUACUACUUAUGGAUUUCUAUUGUACAUUAUACAUUCGGGAGGCAGGGUUUCAACGAUAUGUCUUCAACCUCAUUUUAGAAGGUGUCUAUGUUAGGAGUUGCUGAAUUACG